CGAACAGUACCGAGGUAUUUCGAACAGAACCCAGGAUUUCAUCCAUCAGACAGCUGCAAAGGUCGGACCACUUCUUGAAUCCACAAAGUACAGGCUCCGACACCUUGACCAUGCCCGUUCACGAUCUACACAAACCUUUGGAAGACUGGGCCAGGAGGCGAGGCCAGAUCUAUGACGAGGAAGCCAGGUUGGAGGUUGACACCCACAGACUGCGUAUCAGCACCACCGAGUCCUCCAUGUCCGAACUCCGGGUCGCUGCAAGAUCAAUUCUCCAUCCGGGGUCUUGUUCAAGUCAAAUACAAGAACAGUACAGACACCACCCAAGAGCACACCUUCAUGGUGGAGAGACAAACCGAGGCAACGGUCACGACCUCUUUGGCAAACGGCUUCACCAGAAAUGGCAACGUUGGAAUACAGUUAAACGUUCCUGUUGACGUCUCCAAAGCUACUGGCAGCUUCGGGUCGAGCGUGACCGUGGACACCGAAGACGAGAACACUGUGAAACAUGCCGUCAGCUGGGCCAUCAACUCCAAGGUGAAAGCCCUCCAGGGGAGACAACUGUCGCUGUUCUUAAGAUUAUUGAGGAGAAGCAUUACUUUACCUUCGAGGCCAAGGUCACCAUGAAGGGACGGGUCCUGGUACGAAUUAUGGAUGACGACGGAACUGUUCUGCGCGUCAUGGAGAAUGACCUGGCCACCAUCUUGGAGGAUGAUAAAGAGUUUAAAAAAAAAGGGGAGUCAAAGGUUGACA
Molecule: messenger RNA, 750 nt
Organism: Haliotis rubra (blacklip abalone)
Lineage: Eukaryota; Metazoa; Mollusca; Gastropoda; Lepetellida; Haliotidae
Exons: 2
Coding region: 172-624 (150 amino acids)
Source: RefSeq, a predicted model, not a curated record